Brassica oleracea var. oleracea is the source of this 1067-nucleotide messenger RNA. Its product is annotated as lectin-like protein At3g16530. Lineage: Eukaryota; Viridiplantae; Streptophyta; Magnoliopsida; Brassicales; Brassicaceae. The record is from RefSeq and is a predicted model, not a curated record. The transcript has a single exon. Gene Ontology annotation, molecular function: carbohydrate binding. Bases 69 to 899 code for a protein of 276 amino acids.
CCACCCUGAGAUCUUUCAUCAUCAUCAAUCAAUCUUCUCACACUUCAGUCACAUACAAAAACCACACAAUGCAGAUUCACAAACUCUGUUUCCUUGCUCUGUUCUUAGCUCAAGCAGCCUUUGCCGUCAAGUUCAACUUCAAAACCUUCGAUGGAGACAACUUGUUCUUCCUCGGAGACGCAGAGCUUGGUCCUUCCUCCGACGGUUUAGACCGAUCCGGAGCUUGGUCCAUGACCCGUGACGAAAACCCAUUCUCUCACGGUCAAGGUCUCUACAUCAACCCCAUCCCAUUCAAACCAUCCAACGAUUCAGCUCCUUACUCAUUCGAGACCUCUUUCACCUUCUCCAUCACUCCUCGCACCAAACCAAACUCCGGUCAAGGCCUCGCCUUCAUCGUCGUCCCCACCGUCGACAACUCCGGCGCUUCCGGCGGCGGAUUCCUCGGCAUACUCAACAAAACCAACAACGGGAAGGCGGAGAACAACCUCUUUGCCGUCGAGUUCGACACUUUCCAGAACAAGGAGUUCCAAGACAUUAGUGGCAACCACGUCGGGCUCAACAUCAACUCCAUGACUUCGAACGUCGCGGAGAAAGCUGGUUACUGGGUUCAGACGAGAGUCGGGAAGAGGAAGGUUUGGUCGUUCAAAGAUGUGAACCUGAGCAGUGGAGAGAGGUUCACGGCUUGGAUUGAGUUUAGAAACAAAGACAACAGGAUUACCAUUACGCUCGCGCCUGAGAACAUGAAGAAACCUAAGAGACCUUUGAUCCAAGGCCCGAGAGAGCUCAAUGAUGUUAUUCUACAAAACAGUUACGUCGGUUUUGCUGGUUCCAUGGGACGUGCCGCUGAGCGUCACGAUAUCUGGAGCUGGUCUUUUGAAAAUGCCGCCAAGAACAACUAAACCGGUUUGGUUAAGUCCAGCUUGCGUUAUUUAUGCUCGUUCGAGUGAAUAACGAAGGUUUAAAACCUUAAAACAAAUAAAAAGCCAGAUAUGUGGCUUACUUUGUAUUGUAUUUCAUGUUCUUUUGUAUUCUGAGAUUGACAAUAAAUUAAACUUUCUUUUUAAACU